UUUCUAUUAUGAAUUGUGACACAAACAGGACGGGUUCCUUCUUAAUAUUCAAACUGGGAAAAUAAUUCUAAUAAUUUGACUUACCUUGAACAUUUUAAAUUGAAUUCCUGCUAAUGCAUAAGAAUGAAAUGAAUACUGGCCCUUGUAAGAAAAGCAAAUAAAAGAAGCCAAGUAGCCAGGCGCGUGCAAAAACUAAUGUCGUCAUCAUAGCCCCGCCCACUUUGUGACGUUAACUGACGUACCCUGGUUUGAGCAGUGCUGGAGACCAAGCAGCAUUAAUUUGGCGAGCAGACUCCGAAAGGGAGAGCCAGCGAUGGCUUCGCUCGGGCAGGAGCGCUCGUACGGGCUGUCGUGCGGGAAAAACAACAACAACAACAGCAGCAACAAACACGGACCCAACCGGACACUUUACCACGUCAAGCUUACCGACACUGCCUUUCGAGCUCUGGAGGCUUACCAGAACCUCAAGGCUAAUUUACCAAGUGAGCCGUCUAUCUGUUUCGAGGGGAGUCAAGGGUACAUUAAGCUGCCAGCUCCCACAGCAGAGUCGCCCAAUGCGCUUCGCGUCUUCUCCUUCUAUUUAUCCAGCGACUGCAAAGACCAGCCACAGGCCAGCUUCGACUGCAUCCAUCAAUAUGUUUCAAGUGACGGCCGCGAGCAGCUGGAAGGUCAAGGGGUCAUCCAGGACAAGAUCACCGUAUGCGCCACCGAGGACUCCUACCAGAUGACACGCGAGAGGAUGUCUCAGGUAGAGAAGGAUAGCUGGAGCCGUUCCGCCAUCGAGAUAAAACCCGGAGCCACACAUCCCAGUAAAAGCGUCAAGAUCCAUAAGAGGCCGCCCAUCGCGUCCGCAUCAGACAGCAGCUUCUGCAAACCUCCUGCGCCCAGCCGAUGGAGCGGCAGCAUGGCCUCGCUCCACCAGAAGCCCCUCAAGGAGCGCAUCAUUCAUCUGCUGGCUCUCAAGUCCUACAGGAAGCCGGAGCUCCUGCUGUGGUUGGAGAGGGAACGGGUUGGUCCCAAGGACAAGACGGAGCUCGGAGCCAUAUUGGAAGAGGUGGCAAAAGUGAACCCUAAAGAUAGCAGCUACCUCCUGAAAGAGGACUUCUACAAGUACGUGCGGAGGGACUGGCCUGGCUAUAGCGAGGAGGAGCGACAGCUCGUGAACAGGUUGUUGUCAAGGAAGUUGCCGCCUCACGUGCACGGCCAUUGGAGGAAUCCUCAAGCCAAUGAAUCAAUCGUGAAACCAUCCGAGGACAGAAUGCUGAUGCAUCACAGCCUGACAAAGAACCCGGUAGUGAAACGCCCCGUGCCUACAGACAGUCUCCUAGCUCUGGCCGCAAAGAGACAAAGACAAAUUGAUCAGAGGACACAACCGCAGCCAUUUAUGAACGGACUCUUAAACAAUAAGGGAGCACCUAUCACUGAUCCUCUUACUUUCCACACUAAACCUGACUUCCAAGGGACGAAUAACACCAUAGGGAGCAACGUUAGCGACCACCAGCACGGUUCUCCUGGAGAGCAUAAAAUGUUGAGCACCCCCAACGUAUCGGAGACCGAUCAGCACAAAACCAAAGCGCUGUGCCGCGACCCACCUCGGGCAGACUUGGAAUGCCCUCAACAACAGAGGAAGAAAAAAUCCAAAAAGCAUAAAGACAAGGAGCGGGAAAGAUUGAAAGACCACCAGGACAAAAAGUGGUCAGAGGGGAGUCCAGAUCUCAAGCAUGAGCAGGACAAACUUGAGAAUUGCGACAUCACUAAUGGCUUGGAUUUGGCAGAGAAACCGGACUAUGUGAACAUGUAUGUCAGGAUCACAAGCGUGGAGCAGCGUCAACGCUACCAGGAGGAUUUCAGCGCCGAGUACGACGAGUACAAAGACCUGCACACCCGAAUCGCUACCAUCACUCACAUGUUUGUUCAGCUCGCAUCCAAGAUCAAGAGCAUGUCACCCGGGACGAAAGAACACAAGGUAAUGGAAGAUCAAAUUUUAGAAAAAUACAACAAGUAUCGAAAGAAAUUUCCAGACUACCAGGAAGAGAAGAAGCGCUGUGAAUAUCUGCAUCAGAAACUCUCGUUUAUCAAGCAGCUCAUCGAGGACUACGACGUCUCUCGGACCUCCUCGUAGCGUCGGCUCUCCCUUCACAUUGGAUUCAGUUCAUCGGGGAGAUUUUUUUCACGAACAACAUCUGGUCCACAAGUGAUGGAAAGGUUUUUCGAAGAGCAGAUUUUUUUUUUUUUUUUUUAACGUUGAAUACCCCCCCCCCCAAUAAAAAAAAAAAAAAAAAAAAACGGUCCAAGGAGAGAGACGUUAAACUCGGCAAAAUCAUCUUGGUUCAUCCACCAGAAUCAUUGGAAGCCAUGUUCAUGGAAAUCCGAAGAGCCUGUUGAACUCAUCAGUACACAUCCGAGUUGCCUCCUUUCAAGUGUUCCAAGAAAGCCUUCUGGUCUGCGGCUUAGCUAGUGCCUCUUUUCGUUUUUUUCUGCCAUAGCAUUGACAUUUUGACGUUUUCUUUUUUUGGGGGAUGACAUACUAAACCUAAAUAUUAUAUUUGUAUAGUUACGAACCCUUCUUCAUUAACUCUACUGUUUAAUUGCAGCUCAUUUUCAUUUAGGAUAUCCUCCGAAAUUCACUUAAAUCGAGGGUGGUGGAACGUUUUCUUGUCAGUUUUGUAUAAAGUCCUCCACCCUAAAUUUAUCGAAAAUAUAUGAUGCAAUGAUCAAACAAAUGCUUCUAAUUGUUAUGUGCAUCUGCGGAUUCAGUGUCUCUUUAUAACUGCCCUCUGUGUCACACCGCGGUGAGGGUUGUUUGUCGGGUCACUCUUCUUUUAUUUUGAAAGAAUGACUCUUCUCUUGUUUCAGGUCCCCCCCCCCCCCACCCCCAUCAGCCCUGCUCUGAAGGUUUCCACCUGUUGCCACUUACCUUGUGUUUAAAUGGUCCCUUAUCUCCCUUUGUCCUGUGCCAGUGUGUUUCGUCCUUGUGCGCGCACUCCAGCCUCUCGCCACAGAUUUGACCAGUUCUUGCCUUGUUUCCACAGCCUUGCCGUUUUGAGUUGUCAGUCGCAGAUCCUCAAAUAUAUCUUUGUACUUUGAACCCUGCUACUGUGUCCUGUGUCCAAGCCUGGUUCUGACACUCUUGAGGUUUUAGUUGUUUUUAGAAGGGAAUGGAAGGACAGAUUAAAUCCUAUCGCCGGCCCUCAGAUUCCCAACCCUAAAUUAGUAGUAUUUAUUGAGUGCAGUCUUUCACUUCCUCACAUAAUUGACUACUGGUGGAAUAUAUCGGGCGGCAUGAUUAGACUUCCGCCUAAUACAGUGAUGUGGAACAAAGUAAUUUUCUCGGAACUGCUGAUGUAUUUAUUUUAAGACGGCCCUCUUCUGUCCUCUAUUGCGGGCCUUGUAGAUUACAGGUCACAUGAUGUUAUCGAAGCACUCAGACAGGGAGCUAAAUAACCUUUUCGCCUUAUGUAACUCAAAGUGUCUCUUUUACAUUGCCCAUGGAAGCCAGCAUUCACCCCGGGGGUCAUUGUUAUAUACAAACAGCAUUACAACGGAAUGGGGGGUAUGAAUUCUCCUUUCAGAGCACCUGCGUGUGGAAUAAUUCUGUUACCACCCUGUUGUUUGGAAAGCCAUCGUCUGAGUAUUUCACACAGUAUAUCAGACCAAAUUGUCUUAGACAAGGACAUUGUGAAUAUUGUGGAAAAUGUCAUUUAUCUCAAUAAUUUAAAAAAGAAAGUCUAAUAUCAUACAGGAACUAAAACUCAAAAUGUACGUUUAUAUACGAAUUCUUGAGGUUUUAUUGGCAAUGGUUGGGUAUUUGGGCAUUUGCUCAGAAUUGAACCUGCGUCCUCUGCUCAAAAGACAUGUAGGCUACCACUACAGCACCAGAAAAUUGCUGUUCUGUAUAACAGCACAAAAAUGAUGGUGCAAAGUCAAUCCACUAAUUUUCAGACCUCUGAGGUGAUAUUGAAGCUAUACCAGGUAGGGUUGUUUAGAACUUGCCCUCCUGUCCUUUUGUGUUGAAAGUAAUUGCCGCUAUCUGACAUUGGCAUAUGGCCACAAGUGCUUUGAGCUUCACGCAAAAAUACUGUUACUACUGUAGAUGAUGUCAUCUCUCAGGUCAACUUUGAUGCCCCUGCCUCGCCAUUUCUGACAUUUUCUUAAAUACAGAUGUACUGCUUGAUUUAUGGCUCUGAUACUACUCCUGAAGGUGGAAAUUUUACGUGACUUUGUCCUAUACAUGGGAUGACGGGAGAACAAAAUAACGGGUUUUCCUAGCAGUGUGAAAGGCGCUCGUGAUGUGACAUUGGCCUCUCCAAGGGAGCACACCAUACAUUUUGAGGGUGUUCUCUUAUUUACAUUAUAGGGACAAAAAAACAACAUUCCACAACCAGAAUAGUGGAACUUUUGGCAGGCUACAAAGCAUGAUGGUACCAUAGUUAACAGUUAAUGUAUGAAAUUAAAAUGAAUAAAGUCACAUAUUAACUGUAAGUCCAAACUUGUGAGCACAUACAAUGACUGAAGGGAUCAAAAUAAGAUGGUUGGUUCAGGGAACAAUGAAGCUCUAUUGGCAAACAAAAUAAAAGUAAGCACUU
Messenger RNA from Hippocampus comes (tiger tail seahorse), 4586 nucleotides. Its product is annotated as RNA polymerase II elongation factor ELL2. The record is from RefSeq and is a predicted model, not a curated record. Gene Ontology annotation, cellular component: transcription elongation factor complex. The coding region runs from base 314 to 2122 and encodes 602 amino acids. The transcript has 12 exons. Lineage: Eukaryota; Metazoa; Chordata; Actinopteri; Syngnathiformes; Syngnathidae. Gene Ontology annotation, molecular function: cis-regulatory region sequence-specific DNA binding. Gene Ontology annotation, biological process: positive regulation of transcription elongation by RNA polymerase II; snRNA transcription by RNA polymerase II; transcription elongation by RNA polymerase II.